AUGGAAAAGACGGAGUCGGAGUUCCGUAGUCCCGGAGUCAUGAACAAAAUACGGGGUGAACAAAAUCCGCAUUAAAAUCACUUUAGAUACGCUUGAAUAAGUCAAAGGACAGGAGAAACGAUGUCAUCCGCUUGAUUUUAUUUAAUAUGAAUCGAUAUUUUCGCGGCAUUUUAGAGAAAUAACCAGAAAAUUCGUUCGCUUUGUUUAUAUCAUGGAUAAUAAAAUAAAUGGAUAGGAAACUAGCUGACGAGACCUAAUGUUUUCAAUGGGCUGAUGGCGUGAUUGGAUGUUGAAACCUAGUUGUAAACCAAAUUCUCAAAAACGGCAUGUUUAGCAAUAAUACAGCUAAACAUUUUAGUCAACGAGCAAAUAAAUAUAACUACGCCAUUCUACGAUGAAAUCUCUAAGUAUUCCCAGUCAAUUUUAGCAAAUAUUUCAAGCACUAAACAGUGAAAAAGGCAUCCCAUAUUUCGUUAAACAAUUUCGUAGCUACAAAUGUAAAAAAAUACAAAACAAAGACGAAAAACAUUUACCUUGAAUACUUUGUCGUGGCUUAGGCAUGUUUUUAAAACAAUUAGACCGGUUUAUGCUUCAAUAUUGCUCUUUUAAGGCGGAAAAUAUAGCGAAACAACAAAAAUGCAGAGAACUUUGCAAUACGCGUGACGUCACAGAUUGCAACUAGGUUGUUUUUGCUUACGUCAGCGAGAGUCCUAUCCAUUUAUUUUAUUAUCCAUGGUUUAUAUUUAGGUAAAUUAUAUUUUAUUUAAUUACUGUUUUCCAUAUUUCACGUUGACAAUACGUCGGACUCCGUGUUUUCCAUAUUUUACGACGGACUCCGUGUUUUCCAUAUUUUUCUCUGACGUCAGACUCCGUGCUUUCCAUAUGACUCCGUGUUUUCCGCAUUUUAAGACUCCGGCUCCGGAACUCAUGCAUUCUUUGCUGCUCGAGAACAGCUAUAAGGAGUUGCUUUUAAAGUUAGCGUUUUAAAACUUUCAUUGCAAGGUAAGUUUAUGUGACGUUAUAUAAUAAUGUAACCAGACACACUAAAAUGCGGUGCCCUACAAAUAAAACUUCCAGCGUUUCCGCCUACAACUAUCUAAAGUUUUAUUUAGUGCGCUACAUACAUACAUUCUCGUGUCAGCCGGCAGUUGGUUCGUAUGCUAGGAUUAAAACUCCGCUUUAAUUCUUUAAAAUCUUGAAAAUAAAUUUUUUGGACUCAAAAUACUAUCAAACUGAAGAGAAAAGUGAGACAAAUCCACUGGUAUACAAAAACAGAAAACCCGGCAACGAUACCAAAAUUAUCAAGGAUCAAACGUACUACUGCAGUUUAAGAUUAGUUUGAUAAUUUUGAGCGAUCUGUCAACAACAGUCGAUACAAUUUCGCUUGACUUUCAAAGGCCAUAAAUCGCUAGAAUACUGUUGUGUGCUAAUACAUUUGACAUCCGUAAGUACAAUUUCUUGCGCUGAAUUGAACGGUGGUAUUUUUGUCCUUAAUGGGCGCAUAAAACCACAGAUAACGCGCAGCAAAAAGUCCGUCCUGAGAAUCUGGAAAGGAGAUUUUCUUGGAAAAACGUGAAAGGAGCGGCCAGUCACAACAAUUCUUGGGUUUCAGGCUAAGGCCAUUAUGCAGUGAAUCUGACGGGGGGUUAACCUCAAAUGUAUUGAUGUUGAUGCUGUAUUGGAGUGAGAAAAUGAUAUGAAAUUCCAUGUAUUUGCCACCAAACACAAGGCUAAUACAUAAAACGAACAAUCGACUCACUCUGAUAACUGUGUUUUGUCUGUGAGAGUGACCCCCCAUCACUUCUGUGACGUCAUAUGAAACCCAAGAAUAGAAUUUCGCCAUAAAUCGCUAGAAUACUACUGCUGUUUAGAAAUCAGUCGUUAAAUACAACCUUUUACGCUGAUUCGAACGGGAUAUUUUUUCCUUGUUGGGUGCAUAAAACCAGAGAUAAAGCGCAGCAAACAGUCGGUCCUGACAGUCCAAGAUUAAUUAAUUUUCCCGCAAAAGAGGAAAUUCUGACCACGUAUUGAACUUGGCAAGGGCACCGCAAUUUGUUACAAAAAUAUUAUUGCCCUAUAAUCGUUACAUAUAUAAUAGCUUUUAGUAUGUACGCAGUGUGCAUAAUAUAUUCAAGAAAACUAAGCUUCUUAAACAAACUUACGCCCUCGUUUACUGACAUGUGUACAUACAUAUAUACAAACAUAGCCUACAUACAUCGCCUUUAUUUAAAACACGGGGAACCUUCAGUAAUAUUACAUAAUAGAUAAAGCCUACAUGUAAAUUAUUCUAAACUUAAAGAUAUAUGGAUACAUGCAUUAUAUAUUAUAUAUAAAUAUAACAAAGAUGAAACUACUGUUCUACCAGGUUGCCGUGUGGGAGUCGUCGGACAAAAGUUAAGUAACAUUAGUUUUUAAAGAUCUUUUAAAAGAUGAAACGGUGAUGAAAAUGAUCUCAGAGAUUCAUUACAAGCUAUUCCAUAAUGAAGCCCCACUAUAACUGAAGGAGCGCUUAAAAUAAUCCGUUCUAGGUUUAGGGAGAAAUAGCUUGUCUCCAGAAUCUCUGAGUCUAUAUAGUGACUAACUCUAGUUACAAACAAAUCCUGUAGAUACAUAGGUGUUAAAUUGUUCGUGACUUUAUACCGAUGAGAAUUGCUUUUUGCAUUUACGGUUAGUAUAUAAAUUAUUCCAUCCAAGUUCAUAAGUGCAGAGCUAGAUGAAGCAUCAUGGAAAGAGCAAGGAAGAGCGUGUCAUAACACGUGCAGCUCUAUUUUGGAGUUUUUGCAAUUUAUCACUCAAUUUACUACCAAGUACCAAUGCCAUCCCAAACAGGAGCGCAGCAGUAUAGCUUCUUAUUCGCUAAAGAGCGCUAAUUGGGGCUGAGACGUUUUUGCAAAUUUCAUCAAUAUGCCUUUUCCAGGUCAAGUUUUCAUCAAUUUUAAGUCCUAAAGAUUUAGAGCUAUUGACUCUUUCAAUUUGAUCAUUGCCUACAUUAAUUUCAUGGUUAUCAAAUGUUGCAAGUCUUUGACGAGAACCAAUAACCAUGAACUCAGUUUUAGCAACAUUUAAACUUAACUUGUUAACAUUAAGCCAUUCUUUAAGUUUUCCUAGUUCGAUAUUCAUAAGAUUUUCAAGCUCAUUAAAUUUAUUACUUUGAAAACUUAUGUUAGUGUCAUCAGCAUACAUUCUAUAGGUAACCCCUCAUUCAGGCAUUCGGGCAGGUCAUUGAUAGACUAAAAACAAAAGUGGACCUAUAAUAGAGCCCUGAGGAAUCCCGUAAGUUACCAACAACUGUCGGAAAAGUUUCCAUUGACAAAACACUUUUGUUUCCGAUUUGUUAAAUAUGAGUGAAACCAUGGUCAAAGCAUUAUCAUCUACUCCAUAAUGUUUUAAUUUAAGAAGAAGUAUGUUGUGAUCAAUAGUAUCAAACACUUUCUUUAGAUCAAUGAAACUGAACAACUCCAUUAAGGAGGACGUUAUCAACAUUAACACACCAACUAUUUGUAGUUUCCAACAAAGCUAUAAGAGUGCUGUGAUUUGGUAGAAAUUAGGAUUUAUAUUUCGACAAUAAACCGUUGCUUGUUAAGUAGCAAUAAAAUUGAUCAUGCACUAAUUGAAACUAAUUUUCCGAAUAUUUUAGCAACAGCCGAAAUUAUUGAUAUUGGACGGUACUUUUACUAUUACUCCGUUUUUAAAAACAGGGACCACCUUAGCAAUUUUCCAAUCAUCUGGAUAAAUUCCCUGAAUAAGAGAUUGGUUGAAUAUUUUAGUCAACGAAGGAAACACAACAUCGGCUGAUAACAUCAAAAUUCUUCCUGGAAUACCAUCAAGACCAGUGGCCUUAUUGGAGUUAAUAGUCUCAAGCAAACGAGUUACAUUUAAUGUGUUUCUAUUUCAUUAAAGGAAAAUACUGUGUUUGUAGGUUUGAUAUAAAAGGUGGGAUCGGUGUUUCAGUGAACUAUCUAUAUUAUUAGCAAGGCUUUCACCUUGAAGUAAAGUGUGAAUUAAAGGCAUCUGCAAUAGCGGAUGCAUUUGUUACUUUGUCAGGAAAUUUAAUUUCUUUGACAGUGGCUGUAUUACUAGUUUUACGAGAAUUUAACUCAUUUACAAGCUUUCAAGUUUCAGCUUUGGGUCUUUCUUGGCCACAUCAAUUCUGUUUUUAAUUAAUGUAGUCACAUUUAGCCAGUUUAAUAAGUACUAUUUAUAUUGUAAUAAUUUAUUUCUUAAGAUAUAUUAAUAUUAACAGUCUUACAACUUUCCUGUAGUGUCCGGAUUUAAAACUAUCGAUCAACGCUCGUCCACGCCACCUAUAUUUGCUAACGUCAGUCUCUAUAACGUCGGUCUCUAUAUUCUCUACACUAUUCCCCUCUAAAUUUAAUAGAUAACAAAGCUGCAAAAAUGCAGUACAAUUUAAUAGAUAACUAAGCUGCAAAAAUGCAGUACAGUCCGACAUAUAUGUAUAGCUAAAGCUAUUCAUAGUCCCGUAACCACGCUGGUUUUUUUCUCGUUCGCGCUGGUCUUUCCGGUGGGGAUUGUGACUGUCCCUCGUUUCCUUCUACUGGUUCUCGCAAUGUCUCGUCGCUACCGUCUCUCUGAUUAUCCUGUUCCAUUGAACUCAAUGGCCCAUCCUGUUGUAAUUCGUCAGGUAAAUGUUGUACGUCUUCUUGGACCUCAUCAGGUAAAUUUUGUUCGUGUUCCUCCCCGUUAAUUGCCCGACUUGGUUUACUUUGUCUCAAAUUUCUUCUAAAAUACCUCACUGUCCACUCAUCCUCAUCAUUUCCUCCGUUGGUUGGGGGUUCCGUUUGCGGGGUUUGACCACUACAAUUCUCCACGUUUUCUUUUCUCGUUUCGGUGGUUUCUUUCGAUUGCAGUUUCGUCUCGUUUGGUGGUCGAUUAGGUAGACUUUUCAACGGUCGUUCAAAACACGGUUUAAGACGAUUGUAAUGGACUACUAACCUAUUCCUUUUGUUGGCAUUUUUCUCGAUUCGAUACACCACAUCUGAAAUUUUCUUCACAAUCGUAUAUGGUCCCCGCCACGGCCGUGAUAGCUUCAAAUUCUUUCCCUUUUUGACAAAUGGUACAUACAACCAUACUUUUCCCCGACGUUGUACGUCGUAUCUUUCGCCUUCGCGUCAUAGUAGUCUUUAUAUCGCUCGCUAGAUUUCUUUGUAUUUACUCUGGUCAACUCGUAUGUUCUUUCAAAACGUUUCCUCAAUUUUUCCGCAUACUCUGAUGUAGUCGGUGGUACUUCUGCUUGAGGGGGCUCAGGUGUCAUUAGGUCAACUGGGAUUCUUGUUUCUCUUCCAAACAUCAAGAAAUGUGGAGAGAACCCUGUUGAGGUUUGCACGGUGGACCGGUACGCCAACAAUGCUUGAGGUAAACAUCUGUCCCAAUCAUCUUGACGUUCAUUGACCAACUUUGAAAGAAUAUCUUUCAAAGUCCGGUUCAUUCGUUCAACAAGGCCAUCACUUUGAGGGUGGUAUGGUGUUGUUCGGGUUUUCUUUAUCCCAAGAAUAUCGAUUAUCUCUUUGAAGACCGCGCUUUCGAAAUUUCUCCCCUGGUCCGUAUGCAGUCGCUGCAUGACUCCAUAUCUACAAAUCCACUCAUCCACCAAUUUUUGUGCAAUGAUACGUGCUUCUUGAUUUGGAAUCGCGUACGCCUCCGGCCAUUUCGUGAAAUAGUCCACGACCACCAAUAUAUAUCGAUUACCAUCAGGGGUUUUAGGUAGUGGUCCAAUGAUGUCCAUAGCAACACGUUCCAUUGGGUAUCCCGGUUGAUCCAAUACCAUCAUUCCGCGUCGUUUUCUCGACGGUCCAUUUCGUUCUGCGCAUAUCUGACAAUUCUUGCAAUGCAUCUCGACAUCUGACUGCCAGUCGCUCCAAUAAAAUCUUCUCUUUAUCACUUCUUUUAACCUCUGAACGUGCUCUGAAUGGUUUUCCUAUUAGAUAGGAUGCGAAAUGUUCCAUCGACCAUACAAGGGCCAAUAGUUCUUUCCUAGUAGUACUAUAGUUCCUUUCCGCUUUUGAUAAGGACCUGGCGGCAUAGGCAAUAACCUUUUCGUCUUCUCCAUGGCGUUGUGACAACACAGCUCCAAUCCCCGUAUCACAGGCAUCAGUAUCAAGAAUAAAAGGAAUGUCGAGUCUCGGGUAGGUCAGUAUUGGGGCCGUUAUCAAUUUUGUCUUUAGAAUGUUGAAUGCUUUCUGACAAUCGUCGUUCCACUUGAAAACCGUUCCCUUUCGUUCAAGUCUAUAAAGUGGUUCGGCAAUUCUUGCGUAAUCCCGGAUGUAUUGCCUGUAGUAACCCGUGCAGCCAAGGAACGAACGCAAGUCCGAUAGGUUGUUUGGAGUAGGCCAUUUCUCCAGGACUUUCACCUUAUCGGGAUCAGUCGAGAUCCCUUCCUUACUAACGACAUGUCCUAAAAUAACACUCCGCUGUUGGACAAACUCACAUUUUCUUGCGUUCAAUUUCAACCCUGCAGUUUCUAAUCUUGCUAAUACGUUCUCAAGACGCUGAUUGUGCUCUUCUAGUGUCCUCCCACUCACAAUAAUGUCAUCCAAAUAUACAACACAGUCAGUCCAGCACAGUCCCGCCAAAAUCGUAUUCAUAGCUCGUUGAAAUGUUGCCGGUGCAUUAGUCAACCCAAAAGGCAUUCUUUUAAACUGAAAAUGUCCGUCUGGUGUGGAGAAAGCUGUUUUCUCGCGAUCUUGCUCCGCGACUUUGAUUUGCCAAUAACCUCGCACUAGAUCCAGAUGAAUGAAGUAGGCUGCCCCCGAAAGCGAUUCUAAUAUUUCGUCGCAUCUCGGUAGAGGGAAAACAUCCUUCUUCGUAAUCGCAUUCAGUUUACGGUAGUCGAUACAGAAACGCUCGCUCCCGUCUUUUCACCAGCACCACCGGAGCCGACCAAGGGGAUGUGGAAGGUUCAAUCACGUCGCUUGCACGCAUCGAUUCCACUUCUUCUCGUACAACCUCACGCUUAUGAAACGGAAAUCUACGCGGUGUAGCUUUAACUGGGAUAUGUUGACCAGUGUUAAUAAAGUGUUGGACAUCUCUCGCCUCUCCCAAGCCCGUGUUUUCGUUUCCUCGCAUUGAAGGUCAGCUUGUGGAUUUUCCUUUGUUGGUCUGGCUGAAUUCUAGACUGUAAUGCGUUCACUAGGUCGUCAAAACACGUCUUCUCGUUAUCUUGAAGCGUCAAGUAGAUUCGCUGAGCUCUACCGCGAAGAGAAACAGCUAGCUGUUGGCAACACUGUGUGUCGUCCCAGUUGUUUAUCUGAGCACACAGCUUGAAGUGACUAAUCCCCUCGUUCCACGGGCCGUCCGAGUAGUUAUCUGGCUUUGCUUUCUGAUUAUUUACUUGAACCACGGGCAGGUUUAAACUCGACGAUGGCGUCGCAUCGUUUUCUGUCUUCUCCAGUUCCUCAACACGCUUGGUAAGUCUCUCAAUUUCUUGAAGUAAUUCAGCGCUAGACAUUCUUUAUAUUUUGUUUGCCGCUGCCACCAAUGUAAUAAUUUAUUUCUUAAGAUAUAUUAAUAUUAACAGUCUUACAACUUUCCUGUAGUGUCCGGAUUUAAAACUAUCGAUCAACGCUCGUCCACGCCACCUAUAUUUGCUAACGUCAGUCUCUAUAACGUCGGUCUCUAUAUUCUCUACAAUAUCAUUACGUGCAUUAUAUUUUUGUACUGUUUUCUAUAUUCAUAUUAUGUUCACUAUAUUAUGUUGUACGAAAACUGAAAUAAUUUUAGAUUUUGCAUGAUUAGCUUAGAUUUUUAUCGUAUGCAUGUUAAUUAGUUUGAACACGGCCCGUGAUAAAUAUGUUUAAGUACUACUGCUACUGUAUUAGAUAAAACAUGACCAGCCGAUCUUUAUCUGAUAAUAAUAAUAAUAUAUGCAGUAUCAAUAAUUAAUAAUAAUAUAGUAUCAACUGAAGUGGUCCAUUUUAAAACGAGCAACAGCGUGUGUGCCUGGCGGAAGGCGUUGUAAUUUGUGUAUAGACUGAGAUCAAUUAAAAAUAAUGAAGUCAUGAGAUAAAUGAACCAAUCUGUUGAACCAUAGGCAGCCCAAAAGCUAGGGGUAUUAGAGCGAUUAAUGCUAUGGGUUAGCCUGCAAAUCAACCAAGCACGCAAGCACCGUCUCGUGUUCUCAAAGUCUCAAUAUUUAUUUAUUUGUUCACUUAUUUAACUUUUCCUAAAACACUUAAUAAGAACAACAAAUAGACAUCUAGACAAUAAACAUGGGCAAGAAUGGCAGGGACACCACAGCAGUGUAAACCAAUUACUGUGGGCCCUUAUACAAAAACACGCACAAUACGUUAUGAUUAUUUCUAAGGUUGGCAAGUAAAUCAACAUUUACAUCGCUAGCUAUACCUUGAAACUAUCGAAAAAUACUCAACAUAUGUUAAAAUCUACGCUAAUAUAAUAGCAAAACUUGAAUCUACGAUAGUUUUACUACAUUCUUCAUACUACUUUCUUUUGAGAAAAAUUCGGAAUUUCAGUCCUAAAACGACUGAAAACAUUUUCCAGCAAUUUGUUCAAUGUUUUGACUGGCACUAUGCUGAAUGCCCGAAAAGCGGGACAAACAGCAUUUUCAUAUGGCGCCAAUACAAAAUCUCAUUGGUUCGGUUUUUCGGCAGCUUGGGGAAGACCCAGAGGGGAGGACCAUUAGGACGCGGUCACGGUUCAGCUUAACCACUGAACUAUAUAUAACACUGAAGUGCGUGCUUAGCGCGACUUUCCUUAUAAGCGCUUGUUCAAAAAUAUAUUGCGUUCUAACGUGUGCUUUUCCAUAUUAGAAUUUUUUUUUCAUUUAGUUUCGAGGAGCUGUUGUAGUAGAAUGUUGACUGACAAAAUUUUACUCACUUUGGGAGUUGUGGUCACUAUCUCAGCCUUGGGUAGGAAAAUUGUCAAAUUUUUACUCGAAUAAUCAAUUUUCACUGAUGAAUAAUCAGACGACAAACUAUCAUUAACUAUGUUUUCUUCGAAAGGGAUAGCUUGAGAAUCGUGCUUGCUUUGAUAUCUGUGCAAUAUGAGCUCCACCUUUGAAUUUACCGUAUAUGAGUAAAUUGUUAAAUUAAACACGUCCGAAUUUAUCAAUAUGAUAAAUUCGCGGCACCUAACCCUUAACACUAACCCCAAUCCUAACCCCUAAUCUAACUUUUUUUUACUUUCGUUAACUUUUUUUUUACUUUUUUAAACUUUUUUUGAAGAUCGAUCUUUAAAUAUUUUAUUUGUUUCAAAAUUGUUAUACGUGUAGAAAGCUAAAAGAAGUUUUCGAGAAUUUAAAUAAAUAUUUCAAUGAAAGUUGAGUAAAGCUAAUUCUUGGCUACGACAAAGAAUAUUUCAAGAGGUCAUAAAUGCAUUGCAUCUUGUUGUUUUAGGGAGUGCUCUGACAUGCAAUGUCUGUUCUUACACAUCAAAACAACCAAAAGCACAGCAAAUGUGCGGAAAUUCAACAGUAAACUGUACCACGGGAUACUGUUACACAACGAAGUAUACUACGGCUGACGGCACAGUAAAUAUUGCUAGAGACUGUGCCAACAACAAUCCUAGCGAUAAGGAUUGUCCCGAUGGUAAAGAAACAUGUGAACGCAGAACCAAAGCACAUGCUUUGAAAUAUUGUGUUGCUUCGUGCUGUCAGACUAAUAAUUGCAACAAUGAUUAUAUCCCCGCCAGCAGUACACCAACCAAGAGUGCACCAACCAGCCGUACACCCACCAGCAGUGCAAGUGGUAUCAUGGCGACCAAAUUCAUUCUGUGUUUGAUGGUGCUUCCUGCUAUUCUUUUCGCUUGA
This is a messenger RNA of Paramuricea clavata, 9781 nucleotides long. NCBI's taxonomy places the organism in Eukaryota, Metazoa, Cnidaria, Anthozoa, Malacalcyonacea, Plexauridae. The record is from the annotation of a GenBank genome assembly.